Molecule: messenger RNA, 1452 nt
Organism: Ochotona princeps (American pika)
Lineage: Eukaryota; Metazoa; Chordata; Mammalia; Lagomorpha; Ochotonidae
Gene: GPR101
Product: G protein-coupled receptor 101
Exons: 1
Coding region: 1-1452 (483 amino acids)
Biological process (GO): adenylate cyclase-activating adrenergic receptor signaling pathway
Cellular component (GO): membrane
Molecular function (GO): G protein-coupled receptor activity
Source: RefSeq, a predicted model, not a curated record
AUGGCAUCCACUUGUACCAACAGCACGCGCGAGACCAACAGCAGCCACACGUGCGUUCCCCUCUCCAAAAUCCCCAUCAGCCUCGCUCACGGCAUCAUUCGCUCGAGCGUGCUGAUCGUUUUCCUCACUGUCUCGUUCGUUGGCAAUGUAGUGCUGGCGAUCGUGCUGCAGCGCAAGCCGCAGCUAAUGCAGGUCACCAACCGCUUCAUCUUUAACCUGUUGGUUACCGAUUUGCUGCAGAUCUCGCUGGUGGCCCCCUGGGUGGUGGCUACUUCCGUGCCUUUCUUCUGGCCUCUCAACAGCCACUUCUGCACUGCCCUGGUUAGCCUCACCCACCUGUUUGCCUUCGCCAGCGUCAACACCAUUGUUGUAGUGUCAGUGGAUCGCUAUCUGUCCAUUAUCCAUCCUCUCUCCUACCCGUCCAAGAUGACCCAGCGCCGUGGCGUUCUGCUCCUCUAUGGCACCUGGAUCCUGGCCAUUCUGCAGAGCACACCUCCACUCUACGGCUGGGGCCAGGCUGUCUUUGAUGAACGCAAUGCUCUCUGCUCCAUGAUCUGGGGGGCCAGCCCCAGCUACACCAUCAUCAGUGUGGUGUUCUUCAUCAUCCUCCCACUCACUGUCAUGAUUGCCUGCUACUCGGUGGUGUUUGGGGCAGCCCGUCGUCAGCAUGCUCUGCUCUAUAACGUCAAGAGCCACAGCUUAGAGGCGCGGGCCAAGGACUGUGUGCAGAAUGAGAAUCAAGAAGGAGAGAAGUCCGAGGUGGAGGGUGAGAGUGAAUUUCACGGCCAAGACGAAGGUGAGGCCAGGGAGGGCAGCAUGGGGUCCAUGGAAACCCAGCGUGGCAGCAUGGAGGCCCGUGAGGGUCACAUGGACGGUAGGGAAGAUGGCAGUGAGGUUGGGGAGAGCAGCAGUAACGCAGACAAGAGCCGAGAAGAGGUCAGCCAGUGCAACAUUGACUUGGGUGAAGAGGACAUGGACUUGGAUGAGGAUGGCAUCAAUUUCAGUGAUGAUGAUGUUGAAGCAGUGAAUAUGCCAGAGAGCCUCUCACCCAGCCGCCGGAACAGCAACAUUGACCCUCCUCUGCCCAGGUGUUACGAGUGCAAAGCUGCUAAAGUGAUCUUCCUCAUCAUUUUCUCCUAUGUGCUGUCCCUGGGACCUUACUGCUUUCUGGCUGUCCUGGCUGUGUGGGUAGAUGUCCAAACCAAGGUCCCCCAGUGGGUAAUCACCAUCAUAAUCUGGCUUUUCUUCCUGCAGUGCUGUAUCCACCCCUACAUCUAUGGCUACAUGCAUAAGACCAUCAAGAAGGAAAUCCAAGACAUGCUCAAGAAAUUCUUCUGCAAGAAAAAGCCCCCCAAGGAAGACAGCCACCCAGACCUGCCUGCAACUGAAGCUGGUACAGAAGGUGGCACUGAAGGCAAGGUCACUUCCCAUGAUUCUAUUACCUUGCCUUGA